AUGACCACACCACCACACACUCCGACCUGGCCCAGCUCGUUCCUACGUGAGGUCAGAAUCACACCCCAUUCUACACCAUCCUACCCACCGAGUCAGGCCUCGACAACCGCGUCGCCGCACCAGAAUCACAUGGUCGUGCAACUCGACCCCGCUCGCUCCUCGUCGGGGCCCGGCACGGGUGUGGGUAUGGGUGUAGGCACGUCCUCGUCGGCGACAUCGACUCCGCAAUCCCGCUACGGGGAGUUCGAAGCCUAUGCCUCCCACGACGAAAGCACUUCGCCGAUGCUCAGACCGACCUCCCCUUCCUGGGUCGGGACACGCUCCCCUUCGCCGCCGAAUACACUGCCGAUCACCUCGGGGCCCUCGUCGCGCCCACCCUCGGCCUCGCACACCACCACGCGACGGUCGUCCAUCUCGGACCCCAAAUGGGACGCACCCAACCCAGCUUCGACUCUCUCCCCGUGGAUACUAAAACGCAAGAGCUGGAUUGUACUGCUCCCGCUCGCCCUCGUCUCGCUCACCUAUGCCAUCUCGAGCCGACGCGGUGGGUCGUACUCCGCCUCGAGCCAUGGCGCCGGGAGAAGGAUCUCGACAUGGCGCCCCUCGUUUGAUCGGUGGAGGCUCAAUGGUGAACAGGGAGCAGCGGCCCAAAGUGGGACUUCCAAUGCGGACGGGGAUCUAGGCGUCGAGCCGCAACGGCUGCGGCAUCACUGGUGGAAGCCACAGGAGAUUCUCGACGACGAGGGCAACCUCUGGCCGAAGCAGGGCAAGAAUGGGUCCAAGAUACGGACAGAAAAGGGCAACGUGCUCAUGUAUCGAAACGAUUUGUGAGUGUGUCGAACGUCAACUUGCCCACGCAUCGAGACGCUUGCUGACCUCGCAAGGCGAAAAACCCUUCGCUCAGUGGCGGGACGUGGGACGCGAGAACCGACAGUCUCCGAGCACGGUGUCAAGCCGACACACCGCCACUAUCGACAAAAUGGGACUAUUCUAAGCAAACAAUAUCAGGCGUCAACUUUGGAGGGUGAGUCGGGCAUUCAAGUUGUGCUCCCUCCGCUGCAGACUUGACGCGACAACGUUACUGAUUUCCACGCCCGACAGAUGGUUGACACCGGAACCUUUCAUCACACCUCACCUCUACGAGCCGUAUCUCGCCUUUGAGCAAGAGGCCGUCGACGAAUACACUUUAUCCGUUCAUCUCGGCAACAAGCUCGAAGCGACCCUGACACACCACUACGAGACCUUCAUCACCGAAAAGGACUUCGCCGAAGUCGCAGGCGCAGGAUUGAAUUGGGUCCGCAUCCCAUUGAGUUAUUGGGCGAUUGAGACGCAGGAGGGGGAACCGUUCUUGGCGCAUGUCUCUUGGACUUGUGAGUGCACGCCUAUUCGGGGUGAACACGGUUACGUUGUAGGCGAAGUCACUAAACAAGAAGCGCCUCAUAGAUUUCCUGAAAGCGGUCGAAUGGGCUCGCAAGUAUGGCCUCAGGAUCAAUCUCGACCUGCACACCGUCCCAGGCUCCUCAAAGUUGGUCUCGUCUACAUGCAAGCAUGGUUUAUGGAUCUAUUUUGCUGAUUACGUACUGCUCUUCAAAUCUCUCAGCGGCUGGAAUCAUUCUGGCAAAUCGGGGACCGUCAAUUUGAUGAAUGGCGUCAUGGGUAUCGCCAACGCCGAACGCACGCUCAAUAUCGUGCGAUCGCUGGCCAGAUUCAUCAGUUUGCCGGUCAACCGAAACGUGCGUUCGCAUCCAUCUGGCCUGCCGUCAGGACCACGAGAGCUGAAUCUAUCCGAUUCUUUUCACAGAUCAUCCCGAUGUUCAGUGUGCUCAACGAGCCUUAUCUCAACGUCAUCGGCCAUGCCGCGCUGCGACCUCUGUCAGUCGUGCUCCACUGACGAUGGCUGAACCCUCAAACUAAUGAGACAUCGUCUGUGCCUGCAGUUACGUGAAGCUGUACGAUACCGUUCGCGCCGAGUCCGGCUUUGGUGAUGGAAAUGGACCAGUCAUCGUGUAUCAUGACGGCUUCAAGGGGACUGCGGUUUGGCACGGCUUCAUGAAGGGCUCGGAUCGCGUCGCCCUCGACUCUCACCGCUACCUCUGCUUCCGAACACCCAAUACCGAUCCUCUGCCAGUGCAGUCGAUCAAGCCCUGCGUGAACUGGAUGCGCCACUUCAACCGCACGAUGCGGUCUUUUGGCAUCUCGAUGGUCGCCGAAUGGUCAAUCGCAACCAACGACUGCGGUCGAUUCGUCAACGGCGUCCACGUCGGUACCCGUUUCGAAGGGACCUACGGCGAUCCCAAGAUCGUUGCCGCUGCGGAACCCGGCGCGUGCGAGUUUUGGGAGGAUUCGACGCAAUGGAGCAAGCAGAUGAAGCUCGACUUGCAGGAUAUUGCGUUGGCGCAUAUGGAUGCGUUCCAGAAUUGGUUCUAUUGGACGUGAGUCGUGAUUACGCUGAAUUCGGGUCAAAACCCUGAAGAUGGGACUGACAAUUGUGCAUGCUGAUCAGAUGGAAGACGGGGCCCUCGUUAUUGCACCCUGAUCGACCAGCCAAUCCGAUGUGGUCCUACCGCCACGGCCUCCUAAACGGCUAUAUUCCCAAAAACCCUCGUGUCUUCCCCGGUUUCUGUCGCCGCCAAUUCGAGCGCUUUAACCGCACUCAAGAGAAGACGUACCACUUCUCGGGCCAACUCUUGAAUUGGCAAGCCGGGUUGGGCAAGAACCCCGGCAGCGAGAUGGAUCGAGGAGGGUACGAAUGGCCACCCGAGAAGAUUGGCCUGGGGACAUUUGAAGGACAACAGUUGUUCGUCAAGGACCUACCUCGGUGGUCCAAGACGGGCAAGAGCAGUCCUUUACCUUGGCCCAAGGGGUUGUAUCGCCCUCGACCCAAGGGCACGGGCGAGGUCGAUAGGGCCGAGGAACCUUGGUACGAACCAAUCGAAGGGUGCGUUUACCCCGAUGCGUACUCUGGUGUAGGCGAACACGUCGCCAUCCCUGAUGGGACCAAAUGCGGUGCUUCGGCUUUCUGA
Microbotryum saponariae is the source of this 3023-nucleotide messenger RNA. Lineage: Eukaryota; Fungi; Basidiomycota; Microbotryomycetes; Microbotryales; Microbotryaceae. The record is from the annotation of a GenBank genome assembly.